GUCCGGACAGCGGGCGGGACAGCGGGCAGGGAGGCGGGCUGCUGCACCCGACUGCUUGGGGAGCGCUGCCGGCGGAAGAAGGCGGCGGGGGGCGCGGCGGGGGAGGGACGGCAGCACCUGCCGGGCCCAGCGCCGGAGCUGCCCAGCCCCGUGCCCUCCUUCCUUCCCUCCCGCCCGCCCAGUGCUCAUGCGCCCGCCGGGGGUUUAAAGCGGGAGCGGCGGCUGCUGAGGCUGUACGGCCCGGCAGAGGUGCGGGUAGCGCGCAGGGCGCGGCGCGGCGACCCGGCCGGAACGCCGCUCUGCUCUGCUCGGCUCGGCUCGGCUCGGCUCGGUUCUGCUCUGGGCUGGCCCCGCCCGGCCCGCAGCCAUGUGGCUCUCGGCCCUGCUCCUCGGCGCCUUCCUGUUCUCCGGCCUGGUGCGCGGCAGCGACGGCUCGGCUUCUACUGCUAUUACAUGCUUUACAAGAGGACUUGACCUUAGAAAGGGAACAGAAGAUGUCCUUUGCCCAGCUAACUGCCCUCUGUGGCAGUUUUAUGUCUUUGGGGAUGGAGUUUAUGCCUCUCUUUCAAGUGUCUGUGGAGCUGCUAUACACAGCGGGGUGAUUACCAACACAGGAGGAGCUGUAAGAGUACAGACUCUCCCAGGACAGGAAACCUACCCUGCUGUAAAUGCCAAUGGGAUCCAGUCUCAGGUGCUCUCUAGAUGGGCUUCAUCUUUCUCAGUGACUGCAGGUGCCAAGAACACAGCACUUGAAGCAGUUGGACGUUCGGUGUCAACAGCACGUCCUUCUACAGGCAAAAGACCUAAGAAGACUGUUGAUAAAAAGGCGGGAAACAAAGACUGCAAAGCUGAUAUUGCAUUUCUCAUUGAUGGAAGCUACAACAUUGGCCAACGUAGGUUUAACCUUCAGAAAAACUUCAUUGGAAAAGUAGCUGUAAUGUUGGGAAUUGGAAUAGAAGGACCUCAUGUUGGAGUCGUACAGGCCAGUGAACAUCCAAAAAUUGAAUUCUAUCUGAAAAACUUCACUGCUGCAAAGGAAGUUUUAUUUGCUAUAAAGGAAUUAGGGUUCAGAGGAGGCAAUUCCAAUACAGGGAAAGCUUUGAAGUACACAGCUCAGAAAUUCUUCUCUUUGGAAAACGGAGCACGGAAGGGAAUUCCCAAGAUCAUCGUAGUGUUUCUGGAUGGCUGGCCCUCAGAUGAUCUAGAAGAAGCCGGCAUAGUGGCCAGAGAAUUUGGAGUCAACGUGUUCAUUGUGUCUGUAGCAAAACCCACAACAGAGGAGCUGGGAAUGGUACAAGACAUUGGUUUUGUUGACAAAGCUGUCUGUCGAAACAAUGGUUUCUUCUCUUACCAAAUGCCCACCUGGUUUGGUACUACCAAAUACGUGAAACCUCUUGUCCAAAAACUGUGCUCACACGAGCAGAUGUUGUGUAGCAAGACUUGCUACAACUCCGUCAACAUUGGUUUCCUGAUAGACGGCUCCAGCAGCGUUGGGGAGAGCAACUUCCGCCUCGUGCUUGAGUUCGUGAGCAAUGUGGCAAAAGCUUUUGAGAUCUCUGACAUCGGCUCCAAGGUGGCAGCUGUGCAGUUCACCUACGACCAGAGAACCGAGUUCAGCUUCACGGACUACAUCACCAAGGACAAAGUGCUCUCGGCCAUCCGGAACAUCCGCUACAUGAGCGGGGGCACUGCCACUGGCGAUGCCAUUUCCUUCACAACCAGGAAUGUGUUUGGGCCUGUGAAAGAUGGACCUAACAAGAACUUCCUCAUCGUGCUGACUGAUGGUCAGUCUUAUGAUGAUGUUAGAGGACCUGCUGCAGCUGCACAAAAAGCAGGAAUAACAGUCUUCUCUGUUGGUGUUGCCUGGGCACCGCUGGAUGAUCUGAAAGACAUGGCUUCUGAACCAAGAGAAUCUCAUACUUUCUUCACCAGGGAGUUCACAGGAUUGGAGCAGAUGGCUCCUGAUAUUAUUAGAGGCAUCUGUAGAGAUUUUUUGGACUCUAAACAAUAA
Molecule: messenger RNA, 2011 nt
Organism: Cinclus cinclus
Lineage: Eukaryota; Metazoa; Chordata; Aves; Passeriformes; Cinclidae
Gene: COCH
Product: cochlin
Exons: 11
Coding region: 368-2011 (547 amino acids)
Source: RefSeq, a predicted model, not a curated record